Messenger RNA from Salvia splendens (bonfire salvia), 3231 nucleotides. RefSeq names its product auxin response factor 5-like. Gene Ontology annotation, cellular component: nucleus. Gene Ontology annotation, biological process: response to hormone; regulation of DNA-templated transcription. The transcript is spliced from 13 exons. Lineage: Eukaryota; Viridiplantae; Streptophyta; Magnoliopsida; Lamiales; Lamiaceae. The record is from RefSeq and is a predicted model, not a curated record. Bases 346 to 3081 code for a protein of 911 amino acids. Gene Ontology annotation, molecular function: DNA binding.
UAAAAAAGAAAAUUCCCUUUUCGCUGUGGAUGGGUUGUUGGUGAUAGGGCGAGGAAGCCCCACUUAGAUUUUUCAGUAUUACUACUUUUUUGCAGUGUGUUUUUUGAGCAUGCCUUCUUUGAUUGGUUCCUCUCAUACCACUAGAUUCUCUCAAUAUUUGUCUGUCUUGGCCUUAUUCCUCUCAUCAAUUGUUUAACAUACAUGCAUUUUCUUGAACUAGUGUUUUUUUUGUUGGUGGGGUGAUUUUUUCAGUCUUUGUGAAGCUUGAUUCUUGCUUGCUGCAAGAGAUGGAGCCUAGUGUUGUGGGAUUCAAGUAGUGUGUGCGCUGGAGAGAGAAGGGAGAAGAUGGCUUUUAUUGAAGAAAAGAUGAAGGCAGGGGGAGGAGGUUUGGUGAGUGGGGAAAGCAAUGUGAUUGAUGGUAUGAAGCUGUUGAAGGAAAUGCAGGAUCACAGUGGGGUAAAGAAACCAAUAAAUUCUGAGCUGUGGCAUGCCUGUGCUGGUCCACUCGUCACCUUGCCUCCGGUGGGAAGCCUCGUAUACUAUUUCCCACAAGGCCACAGUGAGCAGGUUGCCGUCUCCACAAAUAGGUCAGCAACGACACAAAUACCAAACUAUCCGAAUCUUCCCACUCAGUUGCUGUGCCAAGUUCACAACGUUACACUCCAUGCAGACAAAGAAACCGAUGAGAUCUACGCCCAGAUGUGCCUGCAGUGCAUAAAUUCUGAAAAGGAUGUAUUCCCUGUACCUGAUUUUGGACUAAAACCGAGUAAACAUCCAACGGAGUUCUUCUGCAAAACUUUGACGGCUAGUGAUACAAGCACGCAUGGUGGUUUUUCUGUUCCUAGGAGGGCGGCCGAAAAGCUUUUCCCUCAAUUAGAUUACUCGAUGCAACCUCCAUUUCAAGAACUAGUGGUCCGGGAUUUACACGAUAACACCUGGACCUUUCGCCACAUAUACCGGGGGCAGCCGAAGCGUCACCUUCUUACAACUGGCUGGAGUAUGUUCGUUGGAGCAAAGCGGCUUCGAGCUGGUGAUUCAGUGCUGUUUAUCAGGGACGAGAAAUCGCAGUUGUUGCUGGGAGUGAGGCGUGCCAACCGCCAGCAAACGAUGAUGCCAUCUUCCGUUCUAUCUGCUGACAGCAUGCAUAUAGGAAUCCUUGCUGCUGCUGCUCAUGCUGCUGCUAACAGAAGCCCGUUUACGAUCUUUUACAAUCCGAGGGCAUGCCCCUCGGAGUUUGUCAUUCCGUUGGCUAAAUAUAGAAAAGCAGUUUUUGGGACGCAGCUGUCUAUUGGUAUGAGGUUCGGCAUUAUGUUUGAAACCGAAGAAUCCACUAAACGGAGAUACAUGGGCACGAUCAUAGGAAUAAGCGACAUAGAUCCAUUAAGAUGGCCCGCCUCGAAGUGGCGUAGUCUUCAGGUGGAGUGGGAUGAGCCUGGAUGUGGUGAUAAGCAGAAUCGAGUUAGCCCUUGGGAGAUCGAGACUCCCGAGAGCCUCUUCAUAUUUCCAUCUCUAACCGCAAACAUGAAACGCCCUUUCCACUCGGCUUUCAUAGGAGCACCGCCCGAAUGGGAUUCUUUAAUGAAUCGGCCUUUCCUCAGGGUUCCAGAGAAUCCACAUGGCGAGUUUCAAUGCCCCCCGAUAUCAAGCAUGUGGCCCGAGCAAUUGUUGAAGAUGCUUGGAAAGCCUCAUGGUAUGAUGAGUCCUCAUCCUAUGCAGGAAAUGAAAGACGUUGCGUUGCACGAACCAAAGUCUCUAGUGCAACCGGCCAUCAAGGACGUUUGUCUGCAAGCCGACACUCAUUCUCAGAGCUUCACCGGCCAGCCAUACAGAAAGCCUAACAUAUCCGGGAACCUAAUAUCUCCAGGAGCUGGUCAGGAACUGUCGGAGAUCGACUCCGUUCCUGCUGCGAAUCAAUCAGGUCAGUGCCAGUCCGAGGGACAGCUCAGCGAAGAAAAAUUGAUGAGUAAGCCCACGAAUCCACAAAGCUUCAGCAACGAUUUGAUGGUGUCGGGGCAGAUUGGUGGAGGCUCCGUGCCUUUCCAAACGAGUCCGUGUGAAACGCAAACACGCCUGGAGACACACAGUCUUCAAAAUCUAACGGUCAAUCCAUCCCACGUUGAAUCUACUAUUGCCAACGCCUUGGUCGAUUUUAGCCCAUACCCGAUGAUGUGUCCAUAUCCUCCCCCGGGAUUGUUUAGAAACACGGGAUCCUUGUCCGUGUUCAAGAAACCUGACCAGUCUCCAAUGUCGUCUGAAGUGGCUUACCCGAUGAUGCUGCCUUCAGUCGGACAAGAGUUAUGGGACGGCCAAUUUAGCAACCCCAAGUGCGCCGCUCUUCCCGUGCUGCUGCCUCAUCACGACAUGUCGAACUUCCAGUAUUGUUCUAAUGUUUUGAAAGAUUUGUCAGAUGAUAACCACAAACAAAGUGACAUAUACAGCUGUCUCAAUCUUGACGGGAGUAACAGCGGGAGCACGGUGAUCGACCCUUCUUCGGUCUCUAGCACCAUCUUGGACGACUUAUCCGCCCUCAAGAACAUGGAUUUCUCGAACCCCACGGAUUACAUGGUGGGGGGCUUCUGCUCGACCCAAGACGUCCAAUCGCAGAUCACGUCGGCCAGCUUAGCAGACUCCCGGACGUUCUCCAUACAGGAAUACGCUGACAACUCGGGCGGGGCAUCAUCCAGCAACGUGGACUUCGAUGACAACAAUCUCCUGCAGCAGAGCUCCUUCCAGCAAGUCACUCCUAGAUUCCGGACUUACACAAAGAUUCAAAAGGCGGGAUCGGUGGGGAGGUCGAUUGACGUGUCGAGUUUCAAAACGUACAACCAGCUGCGGUCGGAGAUUGAACGCAUGUUCGGGCUGGAGGGUCUGCUGAACGACCCCGGCUCGGGAUGGAAGCUCGUGUACGUGGACUUUGAGAGCGACGUGCUUCUCGUUGGGGAUGAUCCGUGGGAGGAGUUUGUUGGGUGUGUUCGAUGCAUAAGGAUUCUGUCGCCGGCGGAGGUGAAGCAGAUGGGGGAGGAGGGGAUGCAGCUGCUCAACUCCGCGGCGGGGAUGCAGCUGCAGGGGGAUUCAACUUGAAUGUGUUAUAUGAUCGUAUUAGAUGAAUGCUGUAUGUAAAUUGGAUUCUGAUUCAGCCUUGUAGCUUUUCAUCAUUCUCUUUUUCCCCCCAAAACUUCGUUUAUCGCUCUAAAUUUUGACUCAAAUAAACAGAAAUAUGCAUAUUCAAAA